AAGCGGACUUCCAAUAGAAUUACGCUGCUAAGGCUAAGACAUCAGACAGCUCCCGCCAAUAGAUACAGCGACUGCAGAGUGAUAUCGUGCGAUCAGUGAGGCAAAGUACACAUUGUCACCGAAACGGAAACUUUUACUGUGUCAGUAGCCGGGGAAACUCAUCAGUCGCUACAACAGAAGAUUCCACUGAGAUGAGACUACAGACCUGGGUGUUGCUGUAUGUCCUUCUUCCGCUCGUUGCCAUGGUUUCUAGUAUACCUCUCUACGGGGAUAUGGCGAUAUACACUGACAAAAGAUCCGAAAAUGGAGAUUAUAGUGACAACAUUAAAAAUAUCUUGAGUAUGUUAAUAGCAACACAGGACCUAGCAAGGGACAGACGUGGUUUUAAUCCGGACGUAGGUUUAGGGUCCAGAUGGGCCUCCAUAGAACAGCUUACCAACCAACUUUUAGCCCGAGAACAUCUUUUCAGUGGUGAUUCCCCCGGCCGGAGAUAGGUCGGACCAGUAGUCAGCAGUGUUCCAUACUCGACACUGUAUCUCUUUUUCACAUGUAACAUAUAGAAUUAAACUUCGU
Mizuhopecten yessoensis (Yesso scallop) is the source of this 573-nucleotide messenger RNA. RefSeq lists its product as uncharacterized. The record is from RefSeq and is a predicted model, not a curated record. The coding region runs from base 192 to 494 and encodes 100 amino acids. The transcript is spliced from 5 exons. Lineage: Eukaryota; Metazoa; Mollusca; Bivalvia; Pectinida; Pectinidae.